Messenger RNA from Caenorhabditis sp. 36 PRJEB53466, 8442 nucleotides. The record is from the annotation of a GenBank genome assembly. NCBI's taxonomy places the organism in Eukaryota, Metazoa, Nematoda, Chromadorea, Rhabditida, Rhabditidae.
AUGGCUCAGCCUAGUGUUUCCGACGAGCCAAUGGACACUUCCGCGCCCCAACCCAUUCAGAACGUAAGAAAAAAAGCCAAAAAUCAAAAAACCCCUAGAAAGCUUCAGGUAAAAUCGUACGGCGUGGCACAAGUGAUCGAGGCACACACGACGGACGCAAAAGCGCUGGCGCUCACCUCCACCGGCACUCUGAUAUCGGGCGGACGCGACGAGACGGUCAAAUGGUGGGGAAAACGCGGCGGAAAGUACACGUCGGUGAUGACGUACACGCAGCCGAAGACCCUUGUGGUCAACUCGCUCGCCUACGCGGAACUCGACGAUGGAUGGAGGUAACAUUCACGGAAAAUCGAAAAUUUUAAGUGAACAUGCGGAUUUUUAGACUUUUCGUCGGUCGAAAGGACGGAUCUAUCGCUGUGUACGCGUCUGGCGAGCAGGAUCCGGUGCAAGUGUUUAGCGAGCACGCACAGAAUGGUAUUUGAGCAUUUGUUGCUAUAAAAAUCUUAAAAUGUUUCAGUUUGCUGCCUUCACGUGAACGAAAAAGCGACGCACAUGCUUAGCGGCUCGUGGGAUACGAACGUGAUAAUUUGGCCGAUUUCCGACCUCAACAAACCCGAAUUCACGGUGAGAAUACAAAAAAUGCGGAAUUUCUCUCAAAAUCAUAUAAAAAUUCUGAAUUUCCUAAUUUUUAACAGAAAGCAGUACUUCUUCUCUCAAAAUCCUCAAAACCCUAUUUUUUCAGGCUCUUCGCUGUACGGGCCACACGCUGUCCGUGUGGGCGCUCGCCUCGUUCCCCGAAGUGCCCGAUCAAUACCUGUCUGCGUCGGCCGACAAGGCGAUCCGUCUCUGGCACCGCGACGCGACAAUCGCCAUGUUCACGGGCCACACGGACGUUGUGCGCGCCCUGGCCGUCCUUUCGAGCCAGCAAUUCCUGUCGGCCGGAAACGACGGACAAAUCAUCCAGUGGGACGUCGCGUCGGCCACGGUCAUCGGGAAAUUCGCGACGAUGGCGCACGACUUUAUCUACUCGAUGACACUCUGCGACAGCCACAUUCUGACCACCGGCGAGCAUGGAACCCUCGAGUUUUGGACCAUGGACGCAUCAUCUGACGGAAAGAUCCGAAUUGCGUCGGAAUCGGUGCUGGAACUGCCGUGCGGGACGUCGUGGGAUGUGGCCGUGUUUCCGAAUUCGGAUAUUGCCGUCGCCGGAUCCAACGGACACGUCUACAUUCUCACGAACGAUGCGCAACGACAAGCGUCGCAGGAUAUUAAGGAGGCGUUCGACGCGGAAGUCGUCGCGAAAAUCGAGAACCGUCUGGCGCAGGAGCACAAGGAAUCCGAUGAUAUUGUGUCGAUAAAGGUGGAUGUGGACGAUCGACCGACCCAGCUGAACCUCCGCUACCGAAAAGGAACCGAUCCAGGAUUGUGCGCGAUGGAUUUCAUUCAGGAGAACCAGCUGCCGAGCCAUCAUCUCGAGGAGAUCACAAGAUUCAUCAAGGAGCGCAUCCCAGAGGCACGCGCCUACGACGCCAGAACCGGCCGGAAAGUGCGCGUCGACGGCGAAGAGUACGAUUUCGCGCUAGAAGUGAGCCUCGGCGUCGGACACCAGGACAUGAAGAUGCCGUUCAAUUUGAAUGAGAGUCCGCAAGCGGCCGCGCAGAGAUUUGUCGAGCGACGCGGACUGCCCAUCUCGGCGAUUCCGGCGCUUUCCGCGAUGAUCUCGGCGGAGAUGGACAAACUGAGCAGGGGGGCCAGCGCCGCGCAGUCUGGAUACCAGGACCCCUUCACCGGCGGCGGACGAUAUGUGCCCGGGGGAUCGUCGGGCACUUCGGGAGCCUCUGAGGAUCCGUUCACGGGAGAAGGACGAUACGUGCCGGGCAACUCGACGUCUUCGGGCGGACAGUACAUGGGCGACCCGCUCACCGGAUCCGGAGGAUAUCGGACCGGGGACGCGGAUGGGAGCAGACACGCCGUUCCGUUGUCCUCGUUGCCGGUGGACAAGCGGAGACCGAGAGGACCACUCGUGCCAGUACCCGACUAUUAUUUGGUACGGCGUUUUUGCGUUUUAGAGCAAUUUUCAAAUUCUUGGAGCACUGAAAAGCUGUGUUCUGUUGAAGUUUGAUUUCUUGUGUCCUUUUUCAUACUUUUCAAUAAGUUGUAGAGUUAUUUGUCGCUUUAAAUUCCAGUGUUCCGUUCAUAGGUUUUGGCGUAUCUCAAACAUCCCGCACCUAUGGUUCCGUUCAAAAAUUUACAAUUCUACGAAAAAUCCGGUCGUUUUUGUACUUUUUCAGACAUUUUGAAGCUCUUGCACUCAUAUUCCUUUCUUGCAGAUCGGUCUGUCCGGAAAAGGCGAGAAGGCGGUGGCAAAGUUGCGCGAACUCAACGAGCAGCAGGACGCGUUCCAACUGAAUCCGGACCAGCUGAACUGUCUGGAAGAGUUGUUCGUGCUGCCGAGCAACUCGAACUACUCUUCGGAACUCGCACAGUCUGCCUUCGAUCUGGCCCUCCAGUGGCAAGUUGACCAGCUAGUUCCCGUCCUCGAUUUCCUGCGAAUCGCCCUCAUUCAUCAGUCGCUCAACGACUAUUUCUGCUCGAGAAAACGGGGAGCCGAUCUCAUCGGACGAUUCAUCGCCAUCCUCAUCUCGGACGGCGACAUCGCCGUCAAAGUUAUGGUUUGCAGGUUAGACAUUGCCAGCAUUGACAAGUUUUUGUCAAGUUUUCGUAAAUAUUGAGCCAAUUUGGCAACUGCCGCUUGUAAAUAUUCAUUUUCGCCGGUUUUUAGUGAAAAUCUGGAAAUUCGAGAGAGUUCUUUUGUUGAUAAGUUCCGUUCAUUAUCCCACCCAAACCUUUCUAUUUUCAACAGAUGCAUCGCGAACGCGUUCGCCCAUCCGUCGGGCCGUGAUCUGUUCGCCUCGACAGAACUGUCGACACUUGCGCCGCUGGUCGUCCGCGAGAUUCUGAGUUCGAAGACGCACUUGCAGAUCUCCGCCGCGACAGCCCUCGCCAACUGGUCCCUCGCUCUGUUGAAGCAGUCGGAAGAGUGCGCGCAAUUGGGACCAAGGGAGGACCUCCUCAGAGCCAUCAUUACGGUAGGUUUCUCUGAUUUUUCAGAGUUCAGAGCUUCUAGAUUUUUUUUGAGCUCAGUUUCGAGGUCUUUCCGGCUUGAAUUGAAAAUUUCGGAGCUUUUAAGUGCAAUUCCAGUUUUCCCUACUGAACACCUUUUCUCCUACGCUUCCUGCAGUUUUCAGCUCAUUUUCAUAUAACUCCGAGUCCUUAAGCCUGUGCACUACUAAUUUUCAUUGCAGGGCAUCGAGACGGUGAACUCGUUCGGCGAUUUGUGCGAAGAAGCGAUCACACGCCUUCUGCAGUCGAUCGUCACUGUCAUGUGGGGAGAUCAGUCGGUUAUUCAGGUAAACAAUGAAUCGUUUCAUUUUCAACGAACAACCUUAUGGAAUCCGUUCAAUUUUUGAUACAAAUCAAUGAUUUUUACGUGAUCAUCUUAAAAAUGAUCAAACUUGUCCAUUUUCAGCUUGCCAAAAACCGUCAACUGGCUACAAUUGCGGCACGUUUAAAAGAUGCGGUGCCGAACGAAACGGGAAAAGGAAUCGCCCGCGACAUUAUCGAAAUGGUGUAUUCGGUGUGAAGCCGCGCCCCAUUUUUUUUACGGUUUUUCUAAUUAUUUAAUGUAUAAUUGGACUUUGUGUUUAAUUAAAAAGAAAGAUUUCUUGAGCCGCUAAUUUAUUCUUUAUUUUUGUGUAAAAAUUGUCUUUUAUUUACCCGCAAAUUUUUCUCGUCUUCUAUUUUUGUCCCUCCCCCCGCCGACUCGAGUGUAGUCGCUUAUCAAGAGAAACUUGAUAAAAAAUUAAGAUCUAUUGAUUUUAGGACUUUUUUUGUUGUAAAAGCGGACGAGCAACCUCCCACAUUUUUGCCUUCUUUCUGUUGUAUUUCUCCUGUGCUUGUUCGAAUUUUCGCCGAAAAUGAUUCUAUUUUUAAAUGCGCUCAUUUCCUGAGUGCUUCAGACGAAUUGUGACGUCGAAAACUGCGAUGCCGGCCCGGAAAACGGCGGCGAUUCUGGUGAUUGGCGACGAAAUACUCAAAGGGACCACACGCGACACGAACUCGCACUUUUUGUGCAAAAGACUGCACAAAAUGGGUGUGAAUAUCAAAAAGGUGGAGAAAACAGGUACCCAAUUCAAAAAAUCAAAAAAUUCAAUUUUUGCAGAUAUGUGUGGUCGGCGAUGACAUUUCCGAGAUUUCGCGUGAAAUUCAGUCGGCCUCGGGAGCCUACGAUUACGUGAUCACGAGCGGCGGUGUCGGACCGACGCACGACGACAAAACGUAUUUGGGUGGGUGUGGCUUAACUUUCUCACUGAUGGUCUAAUUUUUUUUCCUGAAAUUUCCAGGCCUCGCCCACGCGUUCACCGAUCAAUUGCACUUUUCGGAUGAAAUCCGCGCCGCCGUCAACCGUUUCUUGCCCGUUUAUACGGCGAAAAAGCGGGCGGAGGGUGUGGGCGAAUCACUUGAGGAGGUCGUGCGAAUGGCCACCGAAAAACUAUGCACGGUACGCGCAUUUCCGUGAAAAGGUGCAAAAAAAAAACAGCUGGCAAGUGACUGAAUAUGUGUCCGUUUUUAUCCUUUGUUUGAUUUCAUUUCUGAAUAGUCUCGAUACAGUUUUCAUAGAAACCCGUUCGUUUUUUUCCCGAUGAUUGAUGAAAUGGGCAAAUAGUCUAACAACAAAUCAUAUUGUAAAGUUCUGGAAAAAUCAGAACUCAUUGAUGCGCUAGGAAACGUGAAUUUACCAACUUUACGCCUGCGCGGAAAGAGACGGCAGAGAAAAAGAGGUUUCCGCGCGGAAACCGUUCCGAUUUAGUCGACGUCAUUAGUACACGACUCACUAGAGAUUUCAUCAUUCUUAUAAUUUCGCAGAGCUGGUCAAAAGGCCGGCCCGGGCUUGUGGAAAACCUGGGCUCUUGGCGCACUUGCAAUAAUCUUUUUAGAUUCGAACUUUGUAGGCCUCUUGAACUUGGAUUGAAGUAUGCUGGGACCAGCUUGGUCCGAUCAAGUUUCAAACCGAUCGGACCAUCUGGUAUACUGGUUUGAGACCGAAAAUGUUUGUGCGAAAAGUGCUGUUAUCUUGGCCUCUAACCGGUAUAUCUGAGCUGAUCGAUCUGAAACUUGGACCCAAAAUACUUAAAUACAAGUACAAGAAGCCUGCAAAGUUUUGGUUCGAUCGGAUUAUUGCAAGUGACUCAAAAGCCUGAACCGGCCUUUUGCCCAGACUUGUUCUAAAAUGAAAAAGUGCUGUUCCUUCAAUAGCUUUGCUUUUCAGAUCCCAAAAAUGUCGCAACUAUUGUGGGGAACACAGAAAAUCGACGGAUCGGUGAGCACGUUUCCGGUAGUUCGCGUGCAAAAUGUCGUCGCGCUGCCCGGAGUUCCGCGAUUUUGCGAACGAGCUUUCGAUGAGCUUCAGGUGAAUUUUUUUUUAAAAAGGUAAGACAAAUUACAAUUUUCCAACUUUCAGGACCAACUAUUCCCGCUGGCCGAGCGUCAAUUGAUGUACAUCAAAAAAGUGUUUACCGAUUUGGAUGAAUUUGACUUUUCGAAAAAGUUAACAGAAGUGGCGACCCGCUUCGAGCACCAGAACGUCCAGAUUGGCAGUUAUCCGGAACUGCAGAACAAGUUUGGCGGUGGCCUAACUUUCCCCCUAUUCAAAUUUCUCUUUUAGAUUUUUCAAGACCAAAUUAAUAGUGGAGACGGAAUCGGCGGACCUUCUGGAAACGGUGAUCUCGGCGCUCAACGAGAUGCUCUCCGGCCACCUCGUUUAUUUCGAUUCGCACGCGUGGACGGAGACGUCGUCGAAGUGGAAGGCGUUCAAACAGAGAGAAGCGAUGAAAGACGUGGAGUUCGUACGGAAAUUGGAAGAGGCUGAACGGAUUGUCGAGGAAAUUGUGGCCGAAUAUCCGUUGGACCAGAUUGCGCUCUCUUUCAACGGCGGCAAAGAUUGCACUGUUUUAUUGCACUUGUUGAGGCUCAAAGUCGAUGAGUAAGGGAGUUUUUUCUAGCUAGAGGCCUCUAAUUGAUACAAAAAACAGUUUCAAUCUCUAGAGCCUAUUCAAAACCAUUAUAGGAUGAGGAGAAUAGGAGAGAAAGAGAGAAAAAGAUUUGCACCGGACGGGAUUCGAACCCGCGAGGUCUUUUUGACCACAGGAUCGUAACUUCCUACGCCUUAACCACUCGGCCACCGGUGCUCCACAGGUGAAUCGCGAAAAGUGUGGAAUUAGUUCGCGAUUUAUCCCAGAUUUUUUCUCCAGGUACACGCGAUGAAGCGAAUUGUUGAUUAAUAACUGACAAAUCGCGAACGGGCAUUGUAUAAUUGACAAAUCCUGCGCAAAUCGCCCAUUGUAUUCCAAGCCAAUUUUUCACAAAUCGCACUUUAGACGAGAUAACUUUAUUAAACGAAAAAAGUAACAAAAUAACAGAAUGCAAUGUUAGAGACAAAAGAAGAAGUGAAAGAAAAAAUCGAAAAAAAAAGAAUUGAGUAUAAAAUCACGUAACAGUCGGCGAUUACUUCUGCGACUCCGUCCUCAUGCUGAAUGCGUUCAUCUUUUCUUUCCUUUUCGAAACGCCAUCGUUUUCUUCCCACACACUAUUCGAAGACGAACAUUGACUGAAAUUGAAUGAUUGAUUUUUCUUUGUAUCCUUCUGAAUCUCACCGUCCAACGACCACGUUGUUCGUUUUUUUGCGAGGAAUAGGCCGUCUGACACUGUUCGAACUCUGCGCCCGGCACACUCGAAUCACUUUUUUAAAUCUUGGUCGGCAUUAAUAACUUCCAGUUAUUCUCUUUUUCUAAAUUCGUUCGCAUUAUCUGAAAUCUUUUUUCUGAUGCAAUUGAAUCAAAAAUCCAUUUUCUCACCUGCGGCUGUCUGUUUCUGGAAGUAUUAGUCGUGGCAAUGAACCAUAACGAAUUGAAAUGCGAAACCUGUAUGCUCUACUUUGGUUUAAUUACAUAAAAGCAUGCGGAAUUGCAAUAAAAACCAACGAAAAUAUGAAAAAAUCACAAAUGUUUGAAUGCAAAAGCGAAACUCAGAGUGACCAGCCCGUUCGCCGAUUUGUCGAUUAUGCACCCUCGUUCGCGAACUUGUCAAUAAUUCACUAAUUAUACAUCAAUCGCGAACAAGCGCGAUUUCUUUAUUAUACACUGUGUUGUGCGUCAAUCUGCUUCUCAUCCCGUUCGCGAUUUGUUGAUAAUUUGUCUACAAUUGGCUCAAUUGUAUAAUUGAUCAACCGCGUUUCACCUGUGUCGGGACUGACUUGGGCACUUCCUACUCAUCUCGCAACUGCCUUGGGAUCAUUUACAACCAGUAAGAGUUGUAAAACCACCCCCAGUAAUAGUUGUAAAACUACUUGUAUUUGUAUCUAGAGGUAGCUUUACUACUUUUACUGGUUGUAAAAGGUCCCCAACCAGUUGCGAGAUGAGUAGGAAGUGCCCAAUUCAGUCAAGGCGUAUGAGCUUCAGGGACUCCUAUGGUCGCAAGACCUCACGGGUUCGAAUCCCGUCCGGUGCACAUUUUUUUGCUCUUCUUCAUUCUCCUCUGCCUAGCAUGGUUUGGAAGAUUCUAGAAGAGCUUGGUCCUGUUUUUCGUAGUAAUGGAAGUUCUUUCAAUAUAAUCUAUCCGUAUUUUCCAGAAAAUACGGCCCAGCGACGCCAAUUCAAGGAUUCCACAUUAUGGUCGAAGAUCAGUUUCCAGAAGCAACGCAGUUUAUCAUAGACGCCGCCAAAUUGUCAGUACAUUCACAAUUUCAUAAUUUAUUGUUUCUCUUUGCGUUCUUUUGUCAACUGUUUCAGUUUUUCAAAAAUUUUCACCCAACAUGUUGCGAAACGUUCCAGAAUCUAAUUUUUGCAGUUACAACAUCCAAGUGCUCGAAUUUCCGGGACCACUGAAGACGGGACUGGCGGCGCUGAAAGUCCAACGACCCUCGAUAAUUCCGGUACUGAUGGGAAGCCGGGCGACGGAUCCGAACGGCAAAUAUAUGAAAACGCCGGUGGAAUGGACGGACGCUGACUGGCCGCGAGUGCUCCGAGUGUGUCCGAUACUCAAUUGGACGUACACGGACGUGUGGCACAUGCUCCGCGGACUGUGCAUUCCCUAUUGCACACUUUACGAUCAGGUAUUAUCGUGGUACAAGCCUGCCUUCCAUGCAUUGGAUUGGACGGCAGAUUGUAGGAAAAAUAUGAAACUUCCUCAUCUUGGGCUUUUAUUCCAGAAAAAUAGUUGUAGAAUCAAUUGUUUAUUUUUCAGGGCUAUACCUCGCUGGGCGGACGCGACAAUACGGUCAAACACCCGGCUUUGCGAGUGAUCGGCGCCGACGGAAAAGAGAAAUAUUUGCCGGCGUACAAGUUGAAGGACGACUCGGAAGAACGGUGUAAUAGGUCGAAUUUGUGA